Messenger RNA from Cadophora gregata, 279 nucleotides. RefSeq lists its product as uncharacterized. Gene Ontology annotation, biological process: GPI anchor biosynthetic process. The transcript has 3 exons. The coding region runs from base 1 to 279 and encodes 92 amino acids. Lineage: Eukaryota; Fungi; Ascomycota; Leotiomycetes; Helotiales; Ploettnerulaceae. Gene Ontology annotation, cellular component: endoplasmic reticulum membrane; dolichol-phosphate-mannose synthase complex. The record is from RefSeq and is a predicted model, not a curated record.
AUGACUCGAGCCCAACAAACUGUUUCAAUUGGACUUCUCGUCACUUCUCUCUACCUCGCUCUCUACCUCCAACUCAUUCCACUUCCAACCUUGAUCUCGGAGGAGAUAAUACCAGUUUUGCCAUUCUGGGCUCUCGUAUCCUUCGGUGCCUACCUCCUAUUCAAGCUUGGAUACGGCGUCUUCACAUUCAACGAUGUCCCCCAGGCGCAUGCAGAACUCAUGAAGGAGAUUGACAUUGCGAGAGCGGACUUGAGAACUAAGGGCGUGGAUGUUGACUAA